AUGCAACUACAACAGAUCCAAAAUACGACCGAGUUCAAAGUCUCUCGAAUCCCUUCGGUCUUGGCUAAUCUCGGUAUCCCUUCUACUGUCGACAUUACUUCCGAAAUAAUUGCAGUAGAGGGUGCCGUGAUUCUGGUUCAAGCUAUAUCAGUGAUAAGCCGGGCCAACAGCCUCGAAGAUUCAAGCGGACAUGUGGAACCUAUAGCCGAAGGCGAAAUUCUACCCAUGGCUCUGGGAAAGCGCCGCGCGCUGCGAAAAAGGAGCGGAGAUGUUCCGACCCAAGUGAUGACAGGGGAGAUGGUAAAUCUGCUCUCUCAGAGUGGUGUUGUUGGCACAAGCCUAGGUUUCAAUGACGAGAAGGAGCGGCCAGUUGAGCUGAAGGUUUUGGGAGCUGUGGUAUUAGCGGGAAAGCAAGUGAAUAUGAAAGACUCGGCAGUUCCUCGCCGACAGAGGCUGGAGAAAUCAGCGCCGAUUGUUGGAGUAGUCGGAACAUGCAUGGAUGUCGGAAAAACGACCAUGAUCUGCAAACUGAUUCGCGAACUCAAAAAGAAAGAGAUGAGGAUUGCGGCCGUCAAACUUACCGGGGUGGCUUCCCUAGGCGACUUACUUAAGAUGGGUGGUGCAGGGGCGGACCCUGUUAUGGGGUUUAUGGAUGGGGGCUUGCCGUCGACCUGUGGCGAUAUAACAGAGGUCACGGAGGUAGCUUUGGGCAUCCUUCAUCAAGUUAAUCAAACACAACCGGAUCUGAUCGUGGCCGAGUUUGGCGACGGACUGCUGGGUGAGUAUGGAGUCGAGCAGCUUGUGCGUUGUCCGGAUAUCCGACAAAACACCAUUGCAUUUAUUUUGAGUGCAGGCGACCUGGUUUCUGUAUAUGGAGCUCGGGUACUCAUGAAGCUUUUUGGCGCUGAAAUAUCGCUGAGCACAGGACCCGCAGUCAACAAUCUGACGGCAGCGCGUUAUGUGGAAGAGCAUAUAGGAGGCCUAGCUGAGAGCAAUCAGCAUGCGAUACCCAAGACGAUAGCUAUGGUGGAGGCUAAGUUAAAGAUAUUCCAGCCGAUUUGA
This is a messenger RNA of Penicillium nucicola, 1062 nucleotides long. RefSeq lists its product as uncharacterized. The record is from RefSeq and is a predicted model, not a curated record. The transcript has a single exon. Bases 1 to 1062 code for a protein of 353 amino acids. Lineage: Eukaryota; Fungi; Ascomycota; Eurotiomycetes; Eurotiales; Aspergillaceae.